AUGUGCAGAUACGCCUGUGACAUCCGCGUGGUGGUGCUGAUGCGGGAGAGGAGCCGGGGGAACAGUCCGCCAUUGUUCUCCAGCCUCUGCUGCUUCUCCCAAACCCAAGUGGCCGCUGUCCGCGUACGCCAGGACGUGCUCUCGCGGCUGCCCGAGGUCAGGGCCAAAAUUACAUCUGUCUUUGGCUCCGUCCUCAAAAUGGACUCCACCAAAAAGGUCACCAAGAAGCUGGCCGGUGCCGCAGCCAACACCGCCGGCUGCUGGACCAAUGUCAGCAAUGAGCACGGCCAGGUCUUGGCGUCUGUCCUUGCAGCCGCGGAGGGGCGCGGCCUUUGGCCUAUGGCAGCAGGCUUGGUGAGGUGCUACCGGGAGGCGGGAGCGGCACCGCCCUCUGUGAUGUACGUGGACCGGGACCGCUGCAGCCCGCAGGCUCGGGGCCAGGCGCAGGUCGCAGCGAUGUUCAGCGCCUGGACAUCUGGCGCUUUAUGCGUCGGUUUGCAGCAGGCGGCAUCACGGAGGCUCACCGGCUCUACGGCACCUUCAUGGCGCCGCUGGCCAGUUUUGGAUGCAACGUUUACUGAACAGCAGGGCUCAGGCAAGGUGCUGCUCAUCGCCUGA
Molecule: messenger RNA, 618 nt
Organism: Poeciliopsis prolifica (blackstripe livebearer)
Lineage: Eukaryota; Metazoa; Chordata; Actinopteri; Cyprinodontiformes; Poeciliidae
Exons: 4
Coding region: 1-618 (205 amino acids)
Source: RefSeq, a predicted model, not a curated record